GGCCAGACGGGUCUCACCAGCACCAAGAUGAGUGUCACCUCCUGGUUCCUAGUGAGUAGCAGUGGCACCCGCCAUCGGCUCCCGCGUGAGCUCAUCUUCGUGGGGCGCGAUGAGUGUGAGCUUAUGCUGCAGUCCCGCAGCGUGGACAAACAGCAUGCCGUCAUCAACUACGACCAGGACCACGAUGAGCACUGGGUGAAGGAUUUGGGCAGUCUCAAUGGAACUUUUGUGAAUGACCUGCGAAUCCCAGACCAGAAAUACAUCACGCUGAAGCUCAACGAUGUCAUCCGCUUUGGCUACGAUUCCAACAUGUAUGUACUGGAGCGGGUGCAGCACCGUGUGCCUGAGGAGGCACUCAAGCAUGAGAAGUACACCAGCCAGCUGCAGGUGGGUGUCAAGAACCUGGCGCCUAGGAAGAGUGAGGCACCACCCGAACUCACAGCCUACUGUGAAACCUCACACCCCCGUCUGGAGAAGGGGGACCGGAGACCUGGAACAGAGUCUGUAGUGUACCGCACACCUUUGUACGGGCAGCCGUCCUGGUGGGGAGAGGACGACAGUGGCGCACCACCUGAGGACCGGCGCCAGGAGGACCCCUACCCAGAGCGUGCCAAGGAGUCAGCGCAGCGAGACAGCGAGCUGGACGGCCCACCAGCUGGCUGUCGUAGCCUUGUUGAGCCUCAGGGCUACUCCUUCCGCCGGGAGCCCAGCUACUUUGAGAUCCCCACGAAAGAAGCCCCGCCACCACCAUCACGGCCCCCAGAGGUGCCGGAGCAUGAGGCGCCCACCAAGGAUGAGGCGGCAGGUGGUGGGGCAGGGCCCGUGGUGCAGAGCCAUGCCUCCUUCACCAUCGAGUUUGAUGACUGCAGCCCUGGCAAGGUGAAGAUCAAGGACCACAUCACCAAAUUUGCCCUGCGCCAGCGGCGGCACCCUGGCAAGGAGGCCACGCCUGUGGAGAUGGUCUCCGCGGAGACCAAGGUGGCCGACUGGCUAGUGCAGAAUGAUCCGAGCUUGCUGCGCCGGGCUGGCCCGGGCGAUGACCACCACAGUGCCAAGAGUGACCUGCCUGUCUACACCCGUACCCUGAGAGGUCACAAGCAUGAAGAUGGCACACAGAGCGAUUCAGAGGACCCCCUGGCCAAGGUGGCCUCAGUGGCCGGGGCCCCCAUGGAGGCCAGCGGGGAGCAGGUGCGGCUGCAGAGGCAGAUCAAGCGGGACCCCCAGGAGCUGCUGCACAACCAGCAGGCCUUUGUCAUCCAGUUCUUUGAUGAGGACACGCCCCGCAAGAAGCGCUCACAAUCCUUCACGCACACCCCACCUGGUGACCCCAAAGCUGAUAAGCGCCGGGUCCCGGGGCCCACUGAUCGGGAGCGCCCAGGUGCCCCUGCACGGGGAGCAGCAGGCAGCAGCUCGGGGUCACAGAGGGCCAGCUCACUGAAGAGAGAGAAGACAGAGGAGCGGUUGAGUAGCACCUCGCCAGCCCCUCGGGCCCUCGCCCGACCCUUUGGCAGUGUGGGGCGCCGCUCCCGCCUGGCCCAGGACUUCAUGGCCCAGUGCAUGCGGGAGAGCUCCCCAGCCACCAGGCCCAGCCCUGAGAAGGUGCCCCUGGUGCCACCCACACCCCCGACAUCCUGUGGGGCCAGCCCAUCCCUACCACCACCUCUUUCCGAGCCCCAGCUGACCAAGGCGCGCAGACAGGAUGAGGAUGACAGCCUCAGUGAUGCAGGCACCUAUACCAUCGAGACAGAGGCACAGGACAGGGAGGUGGAAGAGGCCCGCAAGAUGAUCGACCAGGUUUUUGGGGUACUUGAGUCCCCUGAACUCUCCAGAGUGUCCUCGGCUACCUUCCGCCCUGUGAUUAGAGGGGAAAGGGAUGAGUCCAGUGAUGGAGGCGUGGCCCAGAGAAUGGCCUUGCUGCAGGAGUUUGCCUCCCGGCCACUGGGUGUGGAUCCCUCUGUGGAGCACCAGGGUCUCAUGGUUCCGGGCUGCCCUGGAGGUCAGAAGUGGGUGUCCCGCUGGGCCAGCCUUGCCGACAGCUAUUCAGAUCCCGGCUUGUCAGAAGAUGGCCCAAGACACAGAGCCAGGGAGCCUGAGGGGCCCCUGCCUGUGCGCACCAGACGACUGCUUCCCCAGCUGCCCAGCGACAGGGCUGACAGCCCUUCAGGCCUAGAGGUCACCAGGAGGAGUGGGCCUGGGCCACCAGAGACAGGCAUUGAGCAGGCCAGCCGCCUGGUUGGCCAGGAGGACCUGGACCCCGACAGCCUCAGUGAUGCCAGUGGGUCAGAUGGGGGCCGGGGCCCUGAGCUGGGCACAGAGCAGCAGGAAGUUAGGCACAGGAGCCCCCAGGAGGGACCAGCCUGGCCCAAGGGGCGGUGCUCACCAAGGGGCCCCAGGGAGCCUGCCCCUGUCUCUUUCUUCAUUGGCAACGAGAAAGAGGGUGCUGCGAACGAGGGUGCUGGUCUCCGGAAACCCAUGGCAGCUCCUGGGGAGGCAGAGGGCCCAGGACGAGUGGCCCAGACCAGCCCCCCAGCACGGGAUGACCUCUGCAUGAGUAGCAGUGAGCGAAUGGUCAUCCAGAUACACCCGGGGCCCAACAGCUCCAGCCUUGUCCCACCCCGGGAGGCCCUGGGCUUUGUGCGGCAGGAGAGCUUCACCAAGGAGCCAGCGAGCAGCUCUUCGGCUCCCAACAAGCUUCCACACAUCUCCAGCCAUCCGCUCCUGCAGGACCUGACCACGGCCCAGGCUGCUCGCAUGGAUCUCCACGUGCAGGAUACACACCUGAUCCUGAAAGAGACUGAGACGGCCCUGGCAGCCCUGGAAGCCCGGCUGCUCUCCAAGACCACAGACAAAGAGGGUGAGGGGGGCAGUACCCCCAGGCCACCAGACGACUCCCUCUCUGGGGACUCAGAUGUGGACACAGGCAGCACCGUCAGCCUGCUCAGUGGCAAGAAUGGGCCCAGCCCGACGAUCCCUCACCCUCCAGGGCCACAGAAGGAGAGGCUGCCAUCUCCAUCAGUGGCCCAGGACCUGGGGGGUGCCACCCUGGGCAGUGUGCGUGAGCGGCUCUCAGAGAAGCAGCAUCGCCUGACCAGCCCCACUGACCAAGGCCGCGGAGAGCCAGUGCGGCACCUGGCUGCCCGGCGUGGCCGUGGGCCCCGAGGGUCCCUGGACUGGACUGAGGAACGAGGCUCCAACCUCACCCACCUACCCACAGACACAGUCACCCCCAACCAUGAGACCCCAGAGGCCACUGGGGCAGGUCGACCAGGGGCUCGCCGGAAACCAGCGGCCCCCUCACCUUCCCUGGCUGCCCGAGAGGAGCAGAGCCGUGGUUCCACCAGUGUCCAGAAAGUACAGCAGGCGCUGACCCGCUCCAACAGCCUGUCUACCCCGAGACCUACACGGGCCUCCCGACUCAGGCGGGCCCGGCUUGGGGAAACCUCCGACACCGAGGUCACAGACAGUGACCGGGGAGCCCCAGCCAACCCUGAGCCAGUGGGCCGGCCAGCUGCUGAGCAGGCCAAGAAGCUGUCCCGCUUGGACAUCCUGGCCAUGCCCCGGAAGCGGGCUGGCUCCUUCACGGGGCCCAGCGACUCCGAGGCAGCCCCUGCCCGCACAGGCUUCUCGGGCCGCAGCGUCGAGCUGUACUGUGCCAACCGUAAGCCCACCAUGGCCGAUGCCCGCACUGCUGCCAGGAAGGCUGCCGCCACUGCUACUACCACAGGCUCUCGCCAGCCCUUCAGCCGGGCACGCCCGGGCAGUGCCAGAUAUUCCUCCAACACGCGUCGUCGGCAGCAGGGCUCGGAUUACACGUCCACCUCCGAGGAGGAAUACGGCUCCCACCACGGCUCCCCCAAACAUGCACGCUCCCAUACCUCAACAGCCACGCAGACCCCAAGGGCCGGCAGUGCAAGCCGGGUUCGUUCCCGGGCCCCUGGCCCCCGGGACACAGAUGAUGACGACGAGGAGCCUGACCCCUACGGGUUUAUCGUGCAGACGGCUGAGAUUGCAGAGAUUGCCAGGCUGAGCCAGACCCUGGUGAAGGACGUGGCCAUCCUGGCCCGGGAGAUAAACGAUGUGGCCACAGACGGUGAUUCGCUGGGCUCCCCAGGGCCCACGCGUAGCCCCUCCCUUGGGAAUGUGCCCAGCACCCCCGCCUCGACCAUCUCUGCCCACGAGGAGCUGGUGCAGCGCAUCCCAGAGGCCAGCCUCAACUUCCAGAAGGUGCCACCUGGCACUCUGACCUCUCAGUACCUGGACCAGAACAUGAAUAGCAGCCACGAAGAUGCCUUGGGCAACAAGACAAGGCCUCGGAACCGCGAGGAGGUGAUCUUCGACAACCUGAUGCUGAACCCGGUGUCUCAGCUGUCCCAUGCCAUCAGGGAGAACACAGAGCACCUCGCCGAGAAGAUGAAGAUCCUCUUCCAAAACACAGGCCGCGCGUGGGAGGACCUGGAAGCCAGGAUUAAUGCAGAGAAUGAGGUGCCCAUCCUGAAGACGUCCAACAAGGAGAUCAGCUGCAUCCUGAAGGAGCUGCGGCGCGUGCAGAAGCAGCUGGAAGUCAUCAACGCCAUCGUGGAUCCCAGUGUGAAUCUGGACCUGCUCACAGGAAACCGGGCUCCCACAGGCCCCGCCACCCAGGGGCUGGGAAAGGGCCCCACUGUGUCUGCCCCAGCUGAGAGCCUGCUGCCCCUGAGGGGAUUCCCACCAAGGGCCACCUGUGGGCCACCCAGCCUGGCAGAGCCUGCCUUCCUCCCCGAUGCUGAGCACUUCCUGAUCUAGACCCAGGCCAGGCCAGGCCUCCUGUGCCUGCCUGUCCACUGCUCGACCCGCCACUUGGCCAGAGUGUCUCCGAAUCCCCCACAUGUGCCAUAGCCCCAUGGGCAGGCACCUCCUGCUCUGCCAGCACCCCACCCUUCUUGCCCACCCCCACCGAGGCCCCCUGGCCCAACUCCUGGUGCGGCCACUGCCAAGGGCACAUCCCCCACUCCUCUCCAUGCUGUCAUUUCAUCAUUAGCUUUCAAGGAAAGAGUAGUCUGUGCCAUGGCAGUGCCCAGCCCUGCCCAUGAUGCUCCAGUGCCUGGGAGGGUGCCCUGCCUCACUGGAGGCUCUUGCUGACCGAUCUCUCCCUGUAUGCUGGCCCAAGGCCAGGCAGGGGAAGAAGGUGGGCUAGGGCUGUUCAGGGCCAAAUGUGAGCUGGAGGCCUGUGCUGGGCCAGAGCUGCCUCAGAGUCUAACAGCCAGGUAGGCACAUGGUUGUGGAAACACUGGGGCAGGAACCCCACAGCUCCAAGCUUUUGAUGCCAACACAACUGCCAAACCCCUAGCUUGAGGGCUGCCAGUGGAGCCCUCCUGAGUGUGGGCAUAGGUUGGGGGAUGCCCAGGUGCCCCUCUGUGCUGCACCAGAGGUGUGGGGUGGUAGAGGCACCAGCAGCCCCUCUGAGGAGGGAGAGCUUGACCAAAGUGGCUGGAAACAGGUUUCUGGAAGAUCUGAUGCUGUGGUAUGGACAGUGUGCCAGUGUCACCCCUGUUCUCCGGAUGUUGUGGGCAUUAAAUGGGCAUCUGCAACAGGUAGUGGCCUGAUCCCUUGCAGGGGAUGGUGGGACAGGGACAGGCCCCAUGAGCAGUGACACUUUCUCAGGACUCUUUCUGCUGGGAACCAGCCCCUCUGCAACGCCGUCUUGGGCACUGUAUCUGGAGCCCUAAGCCAAAGAGCUGUGGCCAUGGUGGCUGGGGUGCCCACCUCCUCAGUCAGGCAUUGGUGUGGGUGUCAGACCUGGACGGGCAGGGGCUGGAAGAGGGUCUGAGCAGUGGGACCCGGAGUCUGCAGUGGCGAUGUGGCCUCCCUGUUUACAGUUUGCCAACAUGGAGCCUGGCACGGGUGUCCUAUGUGCCUGUGACUCGGCCCACCCCAUGUUUACAUGUGUGUGCAGGGGCUGGGUGGCAGAUGCCACUGGGCCCCACCCCAAGAGCCUGCUGUCCCUUUGGAGGAGGUGCUAGUUGGGCUGCUGCCCACCUGCAUGCCCUGUGCUGUUGCCCACAGCCUGGCCCCGGAAACAGUGGCUGCUCACCUUCGUCCACGCCUGCUCCUGGCCACCGCUGUACAAUUUCUUUUAUGCACAUGUUGGUGUUCCUCCACACGUCACACUCCCGUUUCCCCCACUGGCCCUCGGCCUGGGGCUGGGAUUGCCCCUGCCUGGCUUCUUGGCGGUUGUCUCUACAUUGUUCUCAGGUGGUCUUGUGGAUGUCUCAGAAAAUGGUUAUUUUAUAUGAUUUGUCAUGGAAUUUGUUCUAAUAAAUCAUUCUUGUAUCACGUGGCAGCACACCAGGUCUGCCGCCUCACUCCAUGGGUGGGGAUCAGGCUCCACCUGGGCAGGGGUGGCUCUGCCAGACCAAGGGAGGCUGCAAUCCAGAGAAGCGGCCACCAGGUGGCAGCCGGGGUGAAAAAGGAAAGCAGAUGUUUGCUCGGGAGAGAAAAGGUGGUUAUUUUACUACAGCCAUUCAAGGACCCGGAGCCCAAGGAAGCUCUUUGAAGUAUGCGAAGUGCAUAAAAGUAGGCAGCAAGAGAGGCCUCAGGUGCAGUUCUGUGAGCCCUUGACAAUCCCAGGUCUUUCCUUUGUGUCUUUAGAAGAGCCUUUCAAAGGGCGGUUGCUGUUUGCUUGGCACAGUGCAAGUCCUGCUGCCUACAGACUGAGUGCCCCAAGGACAGCCUGCCCCUUAGCCAUCGCUCUCCUGCUCAAGUUCUGGGCUGGCUGGCUUGGGAGCCAGGAGCAGGGCAUGGCAGACCUCUGGACACCAGUGGGGGGUGGCAAGGGGUAGUGCAGGUCUAGACUGAAGGAUGCAACUGCUGCCUUGGCUGCCCACCGGGCCUGAGUCUUCCCUGAUGAGCCUCAUCCUGCCCAGGUUCCUGGCCCAACUACAGCUUCCCUGGCAGGAGAAGCAGGGAGCUGUGCUGUCUCUGCAUGCCCAACCCCUCCAGGGCCAGGCAGGGCUGUAUGUGUGUCCCCACCAGUGUGGAGGUACGUAGGUAGGCUGGCAGGCACACAGGCUCAAACUCUGGCCUAUUAUAUCCCAGUGAAGGGAGGCUACAUCCCAGGGAAACUUCACUCCCAGCAGUGGCCCUUGCAGAGUGCAUGCAGCCUCUGCCCACCCUGGGGACAUGUUGAGGCCAGGCUGAAAGAAGAGGCAGUUGAGCUGAGCACCCACCAUGAUGGAGGCCAGGUUAGCCCCAGCAGGCCUCACUGAGCUCUGUGGAGGUGGAGGGGAGACAGUGUGGCUGCCAGGCUGUGUGGGAUUGGAAGGAAGGAGGAUGCAGCUUGGUCUGUUCAGCAAGUGAAGGUGUGGCUCUAGAGAGAAGUGGUAGUUGGGCCUUGGGGAAUGGACUGGGGUGUGGGAAAGGAAGUUGAGGGCAGAGGUUGGAGCCCACACAAGGGUGGUGCUGGGGGCAGAGGGGCAGCAGAGAGUGUAGGUGAUGCAGUGAGCUCACACUAGGGUCUGAGGUUGUCACAGGGAGUAGGACUCAGCUUGGAGUUUGAAGGCAAGACCCCUAUGGGGACAGAGAUGGCAGUUCAGGGGCUCUGAGCCUGAUGUGGGUUUCAGGCUGUUUGCAGAAAUGAAUAAAACAUGCCAAGGCACAGAAUAUAAAUCAUCUCUGAUUAGUUUUGUUGUUAGCAAAUAAACCUGAUCUCCAGAAAGAAUUAGGCUCACAUAUUUUCCAUGCAAAAGCCAAUGGCUUUUUAUAAACUUGUGCUUCAUUGUGAUAUUUUGCUCAUAUCCCUGAGACCCCACCCCCUUCUCCCUGCUCCCUUAACUGCUCCUCUUGUCUAGCAGUCUUCCUUCUACUUUCAAGUAAUGCUUUUUCUAGAGCCCAUGUAUUAGGAAGAGCACAAUGCUGUCUUUCUGUAUCUGGCUUUUUCGGUUUAAUGUGACAGUCUCCAGUUCCAUCCAGUGCCCUGCACAUGCUAUGACUUUGUUCUUCUUUAUGGCUGAGUGAUAACCCAUGAUGCAUACAAACCACAUUUUCUUCAUCCACUCAUCCAUUAAAGACGUCUAGGCUGAUUCCAUUUGCCACAGAAAAAGUGAGAAUGCAGAUAUCUCCAUAGAAAGCUAAUUCAGUUCUUCUGAGUGUCUGCUGAGGAGUGGUACAGCUGAAUCAUAUUAUAGUUCUACUUUUAGCUUUUUGAGGAAUCUCCACCCUGAUUUCUGUGUGGCUGUACUAACUUACAUUCUCACCAGCAGUGUAGAAGCGUUCCUUUUUUUCCACAUUCUCGCCAGCAUUUAUUGUCUUUUGAAUUGUGGAUGAGAGCCUUUCUGACUAGGGUG
Messenger RNA from Fukomys damarensis (Damara mole-rat), 8321 nucleotides. RefSeq names its product centrosomal protein 170B (gene Cep170b). Bases 28 to 4782 code for a protein of 1584 amino acids. Lineage: Eukaryota; Metazoa; Chordata; Mammalia; Rodentia; Bathyergidae. Gene Ontology annotation, molecular function: protein binding. The transcript is spliced from 18 exons. The record is from RefSeq and is a predicted model, not a curated record.